AUGAGCGCCUCGGUGCCUCCCGGCAGUGCCCCGGGGGCGGUGCGGGCCAGGCCCGGCCGCGGCUCCGGCCGGGCGGGAGGAGAAAGAGGAGGAGAAGGAGGUGGUGGCGGUGUCGCUGAUGCCCUGCGCCUUGUGUUUUCCCAUCAGGUGUUGUCCUUCUUGCUUCCCAUGUCCUAUAACCAGGAGGAUUUCUUCAGAGAAUACCUCAAAAUGAUGGCGAAUAUGGUCAUCCUGAACUUGCUCAUCUGUAUUUCGCUGGCGUUCUGGAUCGUGUCCAUGACUGCAAGUACGUACUACGGUACUUUGCGACCCAUUUCUCCAUGGCGCUGGCUUUUUUCAGUCUUGGUUCCACUAAUUAUUGCUACACAGGGUUUUAAGAAGAAGAGUCUUGAUCACAGUGGUGCAUUAGGAGGACUGGUGGUUGGAUUUAUCCUUACAGUUGCAAAUUAUAGUUUCUUCUCUUCUUUGUUUGUAUUUUUUGUUACUUCUUCAAAACUUACUAAGUGGAAAAAAGAUAUAAAGAAGAAAAUAGAUUCAGAAUACAAAGAAGGUGGCCAGAGGAAUUGGGUUCAGGUAUUCUGUAAUGGUGGUGUUCCUACUGAGCUGGCUCUCUUAUAUAUGAUAGAAAAUGGACCAGGUGAAAUUCCUAUUGACUUUUCAAAGGAAUACACAGCAUCAUGGAUGUGCUUAUCCCUUUUGGGAGCUUUGGCAUGCUCUGCUGGUGAUACAUGGGCUUCAGAGAUUGGUAGUGUUAUAAGUAAAAGCAAACCAAGAUUGAUAACAACCUGGGAACAGGUUCCAGUAGGUACUAAUGGAGCAGUUACUUUAGUGGGCCUGCUCUCAAGUUUGCUUGGAGGCAUGACAGUAGGUAUAGCCUACUUUAUAACUCAACUCAUUUUCGUGACUGAUCUGGAAAUAUCUGCUCCACAAUGGCCCAUUAUAGUGUUUGCUGCAGCAGCUGGCCUACUGGGAUCAAUUGUUGACUCAUAUUUGGGAGCUACGAUGCAAUACAGCGGUUUUGACCAGACAAUUGGCAUGGUUGUUAACCACCAAACAAAAGACUCCAAGCACAUAUCUGGAAAACCUAUAUUAGACAACAAUGCUGUAAAUCUUUUUUCUUCUGUAAUCAUUGCUCUGAUGCUUCCAGGCACAGCAUGGUUUUUCUGGCCAAGGGGUUGAAAUGGUUUAAGGUUUUCUGCAUGUGAAUCAUUUAUGUUCAGUCUUUCUCAGAGACUUCAAAGAGUUCCAGUUGAACUCUCUGUAAGAGAUGGAUCUGAAACAUUCACAGAGCUAAAGGACUUUCCAUCUCAACUUGUUAAGGCUGUAAACUUCAUGUGGCAAUUGGCAUCUCUCAGGAAGGUGCUUUGUCAAUAAAGCUCUUGCUGCUCCUCAGGUGGAUGUAGAUCAUUGCCAGGUGAGGUGAAGCACUUGAUGAAUUUGUCCUCCAUUUAUGGAGCUGAAGUGUUGAUGUCUCUUCUCUCCAGUUUCCAGCAUCUGGAAGGGCAGGAAGCUGGGAAUAGAAGUCUAAUCCACAUCAAUCAGUGUGAUGGAGCCUUGUGGCUAUUAUCCAAGUUAGACAAAAAAACACUGCAGCUUUAUAUAGGCAAUGGUAACGUGGGUGAUGUGGGUGAAUUCUGGUAUUUCCCAUUAUCUACCGUUUGUAACGUAUUUUGGAAGUAUUUGGAUGAGAAGAAAGAAUUCAGCCUUGUUGCCUAUUCUCUAUCCUGGUACUAGCUCCAGUUCCCUGAGAAUAGGUUUGAUAAAAAUGAUCCAUACGUAACAUUUGAAGCAAAAAUCUAAAUUUAAAGUAGAAACUUUAAGCUGUACCAGUAAGAAUAAUAAAUUUUUAUAUUUUUUUUGACAUCUUUAUUUCAAAACUAAUGAUAUUUAGGAAGAUUUGUCAAUACUGUGGUAUUUAUCAAAUACAUUAAAAUUAAAUAUGACAGUUGUGGAUUCACAAUCAUCUCUUUAGAAAGAUAAUGUUUUUUUUCUAUGAGCAUAGAAUUUUUCCUUAGUGUUUGGCAUUCUAAUCAAACUAUACUCUUUGGUUAUCUCUCAACAGUGGAAGUGUUUCCCAUUUUGUUUGGGGCUUCUAUUUAGAGAUGAUAGCUUCAGCCAAAGAAGCUACAGAUGUUAUCCUUGUAGCAAAUGGGGGAAGUUGCACAUCUAAACCAUUUAAAAGUAGAAAUUUAAUUUUCAAUGCUCAGGUUCCUGUGUUAGGUAAUUCUGUCUUCCAUCAUUCAUUUAUAAAAGUUGCAGAAGUAAUGUAGUCAGUACAGAUUGUAUUUAAACUUUAGAGAUACCCUCAUAAUAACCUCUCAGCGCUGAUAGUCAGAAGUGUGGGCCCAUACUUUUAACUUAUGAAAAGUUUUUUUCUUUUCUUGUUCAAGAUAGGUGAAUAUUUUGUAUUGAACAUCUGGGGUUUUCUUACAAGUGUCUUGUGUAUAUUGCCUAUCUUAAUUCAAUUGACUUUUUUAUUUUAUCACCUUUUAUGGGAAUAUUAAAAACUUUAACACCUUCCAUACUGAGUUUACUCUUUUAAAACCUAGACUAUAUAGAUCUGAAAUUCAUCUCUGGAACUACUUCACUGUAUUAUUCGAUUUAAAGAUGAGAUUUCAAAGUUUUCUGAAUAGAACAAAUUAUGUAGCUGCUCUAUGUCUGUUCCUGUGGAAGGGCACAAAAUUAUGGAAGUAAUAUAUGCACUUAAACUUUAACAAUAAACACUUGGAAAUUUAAUGUACUGUUUGGACUUAUGCUGCUUAUUAAUACUGUUGUGGUUUCUGGAAUUGAGCAAGAUAAAAUUUUUGUAAGAUACUUUUUUUUUUCACCAGUUGAAUGCCUUAUUCUUAUAUUCUUUCGUUUCCUGAAGUGAAAUGUACUUUCAACCACUGAAGUGGACAUGGUCAGCUUUUUCACUAUUUUUUAUGAGUUCAUUUGAAAACCAGCUUACCAUAGUGAGAUGACAUCUCAUUUCAUAUUCAUAGCAGCAUGAAAUGCUUUGAUCUGUGAUCAUAUGAACAAAUGUGAUCUGACUGAAAUCCUGUAGUUAGCAUCUUCAAAGGCUGUUAUUUUUGAUUUUUUUUUUGUCAUAUCUUAGUUAUGACACUUGAGUUGCUUUUGAAACUGCUCCUAAGUUUCCAGUAUACACAAAGAUCUGAGCACACUUAAACUCUGAAAAGGACAGGGUUUACUUCAUUAACUUCAGGUGUACUGAGUAUAGCUUAGGCAAAUAUUGUUACGUUUAACUACUCAGUAGUUGUAAACUGACAAACUUUAUGAGAAGGUGGAGGUGAGAGUAGGGGAUACAGGGAAGAAAUUGCUGGAUGUGACAAACUGCCUGUAACUUAGUGUGGGUCACUAGAAGCAGUUUCUGGGCUCACAAGGCAGCAAAUGAAUAGCCUGUGUCCAAGUGCUACUUGGAGAGACAAAAAAUGCAGGAAGUAAAAAGAAAAAGGGAGAAAAGAGAAAAAACAGGAAGCUGAUAAAUUUAAAAUUGCAAGAUAGGUUACUGCAGUUAAUAAAUUUGCAUUUGUUAAUGAAUUUGUUUAUAAAUUUGCACAGAUUUUGCAUUAAUAAUUAAGUGGCAUCAAUAUUUUCACAGCAAUACACUCAAAAACUUUUUAAAUGAAGUGGUUACAAUUGUGAUUUACAGGUUCUUGUGCUUGGCUUGAUUGGUGGAUGUGAUAGAUGUUUAAGUAAAAUUUUGACAUAUUUGCAUGCAAGAAAUCUUUAGCUAGGUCUCACCCAGACUUGGUGCUGUGAUUGUUGAAGUAUACCGGUAUCAGAACCACCAGUAUCUGUUUUUUAGAUUUCUGUUUUAUUGUUACAGCUGCAGAUUGUUUUGGGUCCAUCAUUACACAGUUUCCUGGGACAGCAAAAUAAAGUAGUGUAAAAACCAAAA
Messenger RNA from Lonchura striata (white-rumped munia), 3901 nucleotides. It is a transcript of the gene FAABTP, whose product is annotated as transmembrane protein 19. The record is from RefSeq and is a predicted model, not a curated record. Lineage: Eukaryota; Metazoa; Chordata; Aves; Passeriformes; Estrildidae. Gene Ontology annotation, cellular component: membrane.